UAUUUCCUUUUAUUACCAUCAUCACUUCGUCCUCUUCUACUAUGUUCGACGAACAUGACGGCGAAAGCGAUGCUAGUGGCUCCUAUGACUCGGACGUGAGCAGCUCUGGUGACGAGAGCAAUGGAAUCGAACAAACCGUUCUCAGUCCAGAGGAAGCCUUUGCCGAAAGAGAGAUCGAAGGCGACUUUGACCGUCUAGUGAAGAAUAUUCAACGGAGCGAUGCUCCUGGUCUAACCAAAGACUGGGAUUUCAAUAUCGAAGACCGCGAUGCUGAAUUUCGCGAUGAUUUGAGAGCAGCUUCAGGCAUUGGUCGCAGACAUAAAAAGAAAGGACGCGCUGCAGGCCCUGCUUUAUCUCAACAAGUUAGAUCUCUCAUUGGGGACGGUAAUCAGGCCUAUGUUGACAACAACCUUCCUGAGGCUAUACGUAUCAUGCAAGAAGUCAUUCGUAUCGAACCGCGUGCAGUCUCUGCCUGGUCCGUGUGGGCCCAGUGCUGUGCCGACAUGAAUCAAGAACAUAGAGCUCUUCAGCUUCGCAUCAUGGCUGCUCAUCUCAGACACGACGCUGAAGAAUGGGAUCGAUUGGCCCGGCAGUCCAAAGACCUUGGUUACAACCAGCAAGCAUUGUACUGUUUUCGAAAGGUGUACAGUCUUGACCCAUCAAACAUUGAGGCGCUAUGGGACCGCGCCACGCUUGCUAAGGACACUGGAGAUUUGAGAACUGCCCGUAUUGCAUACAAAGCUAUUCUCAAGCGGUUUCCCCACGAUCUGACAGUCCUGUCAGAGCUCAGGACCAUCCUUAUCGAACUCUCCGAUCUUACAACAUGCGCAUCUCUCUUUCAACAAGCAUUUGAUCAUUACCAGCAGUUAUAUCCCUCAGGUCGCGGGCCUUCGCCUUCAUCGACUGGCGAAAUACCUGGUGGUGGAUAUGGCUUGAUGGAGGUGCUCGUACUCGCUGAUCUAUACAACACCCUUGGAGAAUACGAGAGCGCUAUUGAUGUUAUCCGGAAAGGAUGUCGGUGGCUUCAAGGACGUGCUGAUCAGAGAUAUUGGGAUGUCUGUGACGACGAUAGGGAGUAUGAUCUACCAGACGUCGAUAUCCCACGACGAGCAGGUGGUACCAUAGAUCCAGGAAGGUAUCCUCUCGACGUGAAUGCCAGACACCGUCUUGCUAUUGCCAGAAUCAAGAUGGGCGAGGUAGAAGAAAGCAAGAUGCACGCCGAUAUCAUUCUGAGCGAAGACGUCCUUGAUUACGCUGCCUUGUUUGUAGAGAUUGCUGACGCCUAUUUCGAACGAGAGUUAUAUGCUGAUGCUCGCCCUAUCUAUGAACUUUUGGGCGCAGACGCUAGUACAAGCAGUUUAUAUAUCCUGCUUCAAACAGCCGCUUGCCUUCGAAUGCUGGACGAGUUGCGUGAAGCGGCUGAAGUAUACGAACAUAUCAAGCUUGCUGAUCCCACACACAACGAAGCCAAAAUGAAGCUCGCUGAGAUCUACGAAAUCUUGAAUGAACCGAGGAAAGCACUUGAAUUGGUCUACGAAGUUAUUGAUUCGCGGAAAAAGAGACCGAAGGACAAGACUGCAACACAAGCCGAGGACACAGCAACCGCCUCUUUGUUCCCUGAAGAAAGGACGCAGCCAAGAACCAAACCUCCCACUGUCAAGGCACAAAACCGAUUGACUCAUGCACAAUUGCGAGAAUUGGAGGUCGAAAAGGAGAAAGAAAUUGUCAGGGGAUACCGAAGAUUGCAAGAGGUAUGGGCGAAGAUGAUGGAAGGUGACGAAGUUGCGGAACGGGAAUGGGUGGUUGAAGCGGAAAAAAUGGUCGAGACAUUUAGGGAGACACGGAAUUUGUUCAUGACUAGUAGGAACAACCCCUUCCGAGGAAUGUUCCCACGACGCCCCAAGAAACAGAGAGACCACGAAGAAGACGAAGACCGUAUGGUUUCGCGUCUUCACCUUGAUCUAGAGAACGAUAGCAUGGCCAAGAAGGCGUCAAGGAGCGACAAGAAGGACGAAAAAGUAGACAUAUUUCGAGGCGUCUCCUUUGAUGAUUGGUUGCGUGUGUUCAUGCAGUAUUGCUUCAUACUAACGAAGCGCGGACAGUAUGAUCUAGCCGACGAAGUCCUUCGCCACAUUCUCCUAUCAAAUGCAUAUCAGUCCAAAGAGCUGCAAUCCACUAUUCGGCUUGCUUUACUCGCAUGCGCUAUCGCGUCGAAAAAUUAUGUCGUCGUUGUCGAACUCUGUCGCAAGUUGAUCAACGUCUAUCAAUUCAAUAACGAGCCCUUGCGUCUACUUCUUGCCACGUUGUCGAGCGGUCUGCGCCCAACCGAUGCUUUCAUCACAUCCACUUUACAGAAGCAUCUCUUCCGGGAGAUGAAGUUGGGAGACGCGGCUGUGAAAAAUCCGGAAAGUCUACGAUGGAAUCAAACCAAUAAACGUUAUGCCACUAUAAACCAGGCCAAGGCAGAUGAUGAUGACGUUGAGGAUGAAGGCGGUGGUAAUGCUGAGACCGACAAUGGGAAGGGGCCAGUACCUGAGCUGCCCACAAAACAAAACCCCGUCAUCGUGGCCAUUUAUGGUCAGAUAUGCAUUGCAGCCAAAAGCUAUCAGAGUGCGAUCUUUUAUCUCUUACAUGCGUAUGACUAUUGCCCCGACGACCCUAUGAUUUGCUUGUCUCUAGCAAUCGCAUCUCUGGGUCGUGCCAUGCAACGACAGUCAGAUAAUAGGCACCAUUUGAUUGCACAGGCCUUAGCCUUCCUAUCACGGUAUAGGAUCAUUCGAGGAACCAACCUCCAAGGACAGAGCGAGGUCGAAUAUAACUUUGGCCGUAGUUUCCAUCAGCUUAGCCUGUAUAGCUAUGCUGCAAAACAUUACGAACGAGUACUCCAGCUCGCAGAGCAGCGACCAUCAGACUCGACCGAAGCUGCAUAUAAUCUUGCAUUGAUCUAUGUUAUGACUGGCGCGACUCCACUUGCGGCUGCGUUAUAUGACAGAUGGCUAUCGCUUUGA
Molecule: messenger RNA, 3008 nt
Organism: Desarmillaria tabescens
Lineage: Eukaryota; Fungi; Basidiomycota; Agaricomycetes; Agaricales; Physalacriaceae
Exons: 17
Coding region: 42-3008 (988 amino acids)
Biological process (GO): transcription by RNA polymerase III
Cellular component (GO): transcription factor TFIIIC complex
Molecular function (GO): protein binding
Source: RefSeq, a predicted model, not a curated record